AAUUUAGAGAAGAAAAUAAAUUUUAUAACCAUAAAAUGUUUCAACAUUAGACAGAUAAUCACGCAGCAAUAAACCCGCAUUGAUCAUCCUUCACGUCCCAUCGCACCGAUUCACCUCCAAAAUUGUGCUUACGUAACGCCCGCACGUUAAUUUUAAACUAUUCCCGUCCCAAACAUUACUCCGAUGCGAUGCGAUGUUCAGAACGUUUCUGAACGCUGUCGUGAAAAAAAGCCACCGCAUUCCUGCGAUAAGACAACACAACCUCUGUUUAUCAGCGUUCAGAAUGGGUGAGAAAAUCGACAAGGGUGAACUCAAGAAUCGGCUCACGCCUUUGCAGUAUCACGUUACACAGGAAAAAGGCACGGAAAGACCGUUUUCAGGUUGUUACAACAAGACUUAUGAUCCUGGUACAUAUGUUUGCGUUGUGUGUGAACAGGAACUGUUCAGUUCAGACACGAAGUACGACAGUGGCUGCGGCUGGCCCGCUUUCAACGACGUCUUGGACGCUGGAAAAGUGAAGCUGACACCCGACACAAGUGGAGUCGGAGCAAACCUAUUACUCCUGAUCUCCCAACCAGGACGCAUCAGAACGGAGGUGACUUGUUCGAAAUGCGGAGCGCAUUUGGGCCACGUAUUCGGGGACGGACCGCCGCCGACCAAGAAACGUUUCUGCAUCAAUUCCGCAUCGCUCAACUUUGUGCCGAAGAAUAAGGAGAACGGGGACGGGAAAUGAAGUCAUUAUUAAAUUCUAUUCAAAUUGUAUUUUUGUAUUGUAGUGAAUUUUUUUUGUUUGAUUGUUUACUAACGGCUUCGACUUGGAACAGAUGCACUGUAUAAACGUUUACCUCACUCACAUUGUGAUUUUGCAGAUUUUUAAGAUUAUUUUUAUAACGUAGUGUUUGUUAUACUAAAAUAUACGUUUUGACAAUCAUUCGUGGUGUUUUUUGCAGUUUCUCUUUGUUGAGUAACUGCCAACUAAUUUCCUGUUAUGGUAAAUAGCCCAGUGAUAAGUUAGGCGAUCAGUCAACAGUCAGUGAGUCAGUCAGUCAGUGUGUGGUUGUUUGUUAGGAAAAAAUAAAACAUCGGGUUUUAUCAAUAUAUAGUUUUAUUUAUUUUACCAUUAACAAUAAUAAUAUAUAACACAUAUUAUCCAAAACAUUUAUAUACAUUCAAUAUACAUAAAAAACAUAGAACGUAUAAUUCAAUUUGUAACGCGCAUCCAUCCAAAAGUAUAAAUAACAACUUACAUUUUUGCUUUCAUGGAAAACAUAUUGGUGAAAUUUAUUUCAUGGCCCAUAGAAUAUAUUUUCCUUAACUACUUGCAUUGUAAAAUAUAAAAUUAAUUUCACCAAACAAUUCCAAAGGCGGAAUAAAAUCAAUUUCGGUUUGAAACCAGUUAAAAUCCUAUAUAUAUAUAGUUCAAGUUUCCUUACGCAGAUCUGUUUCACGGUAUCUGGCAUUUUCUUAAAAAAAUAUACACCCUCAAGCGUGUGUGAGUCUUUCAAUUGAGAAAUCGUAUUGGAGUAAACAUAGUUGAGCAAAUAAUACUUAACAUUAAAAUAAUAAUAAUAAUAAUCAAAAAAUAAAGCGGCGGCGUCUUUAAGUAAAACUGUUGUUUACUUGAAAACGUCGCGCGGCACGAAGGAAAAGUAACAAGACACUUAAAACCUAUAAGUACGGACAUGAUUGAUUGAUGGCCUCCACCAAUGAAAUCAAACUGAAAAAAACAAAUGGAUUAGGAUUCGGCCAGUUCACAGUGUGAAACUACUACAAGUUUGUACCUGUGAACCGGAUCAACCAACUGGGUCAGUUACGACAUGCAAAUCGAACGAACGGUGCUGCUGCUACAGGAUGAUGGUUAGUUACUUGUACACAAUUAUCUCUUAAAUGCAAAAGAGGGAUGUGGGGG
This is a messenger RNA of Aethina tumida (small hive beetle), 1909 nucleotides long. RefSeq names its product methionine-R-sulfoxide reductase B1 (gene SelR). The transcript has 4 exons. The coding region runs from base 194 to 733 and encodes 179 amino acids. Lineage: Eukaryota; Metazoa; Arthropoda; Insecta; Coleoptera; Nitidulidae. Gene Ontology annotation, cellular component: cytoplasm. The record is from RefSeq and is a predicted model, not a curated record. Gene Ontology annotation, biological process: response to oxidative stress; protein repair. Gene Ontology annotation, molecular function: peptide-methionine (R)-S-oxide reductase activity.